GGGGGCGUCCUUAGUGGGAUGGACCCGUAAGACUUUGUUCUUUCAAACCAUGGUAGAAUGGGGUUUUUUUCUCUUGUUCCUACUUUAUCUUGUAGGAUGUCCCUCGUAAUUAAGUAGUGAGAUUUGUUUCCUCUUUGAUGGCGUCUUUUCCUGAUCGUUCAUAAUCGUUGUGUGGGCAUGGUUCUAUUUCAUCACAUUCCGAUCACUUCCCUUCCUUCCAUUCCACAAGUAGAUUGCAGAUAAUCAUGGCAAUCACUUUACGCCAGCGCUAUGUGCUACUUGGUGUAUUCGUAGCCUCGACUAUACUUCUUACUGGUUUCUAUCUACAAAAUAGUAUAAGACCACCCACAUCUUUUGUUCCUCCACCCGAACCAAUCGAGACUGGACCAAGGCGUCCGAAAUAUAAAACCUCCAAGACUCCCAAAAGUUAUCCUAUAGUUGAUAAUUUCCCUCUUGCUUUGAAUGCCCAUUCAGCUUCAGAGCUUCCGCCAAUUCCUAAAUGGAAUCAACCUCCUUAUCCGCAUGUCCCCGAAAAAACUCCUCUACUUAUUGGGUUUACAAGGAAUUGGCGCCUUCUUCAGCAAGUUGUUGUUUCUUAUAUUACUGCAGGAUGGCCUCCUUCGGAUAUAUACGUUGUCGAGAAUACAGGUGUUAUGAAUUCAAAUAAAGAUGGGCAACUAUCGCUUCAAAAUCCUUUCUUUCUGAACUACACCCGAUUAAAUAUGCUUGGUGUGAAUGUCCUCAUAACACCUACUCUAUUCACCUUCUCCCAGGUACAAAAUUAUUUCUUAUGGACAGCUAUUGAAAACAAAUGGCCAACUUAUUUCUGGAGUCAUAUGGAUCUCGCCAUUCUGUCAUUUGAAGAUCGAUGGAUAGAUGCUCAUCCAGAUAAUCUCAAUCCGUCACCCAAAGAAUUUCAAUCCCUCUACGAUCACUGCGUCUCCGCUCUCCGCAAUGUAACAGCUCCAAACCCCGAAACAGGAGUCGUAAAACCAUGGGCCCUCGAAUUCUUCUCCUACGAUCGUCUCGCUCUCGUCAACACGGAAUCAUAUCAGAAAGUCGGAGGUUGGGAUACCUUGAUCCCUUUCUACGGCACCGAUUGCGACAUGCAUGAGAGACUCGCCAUGGAAGGAUUCGAAAUGAGAGACUGGCCUGCGGGUGCUAUCUGGGAUGUAGCGAGUAGUUUGGACGAUCUCGAAGUUUUGUAUAGGAAGAAAGGGGGCCCGGAUCCUUCUUUCAUUGAUCCGAAUGCCGUCGAAGAAGAACUCGCUAAAGCAGAUUCGAACGCAUCAUCCGAUGCUUCUCUUCCCUCCAAAAAACAACCUCGCGAUCUAGGCCUGGGAAAUCUGUUCUCGGAUAAAAAUCACAGAGAAUGGAUCGACGAACCCGUAGCCCAGGAAUCAUGGUGUACACUACUAAACGUAUUGGAUCAUAUGGGAAACUCCAAGACCGCGAAUAAAAACGGACGGAAUACGUGGCAGGGAAGACAGGUAGGAGGACAAAAUGAUCCCUAUUACCGGGAUUCUGAGGGCUUUGAAAUAGGCAUUCAGAUGUCGAUUGAACAUGGGAGGAGAGUGUUUGCGGAGAAAUGGGGGCACAGGGAUUGUGAUUUGAGGGCGCAGGGGUUGGUGGCUAAUGAUGCUUGGAGGGUGGAGCGGGAUUGGUAGGUUGUUAAGGGCGGGUGAGGCGUGCUUGACUCUUGCGAAUGGGUUUAUAGGAAUCUGGGAGGAUUGUAAUGACGAAUAGCGAAGUCGCUGAGUAAACCGAAAGAGACGAACGGGGAAGAUAAUAGGAAUAGGAAAACGAACAGGAAAAAACCCAUCCGAAAUCCCUCGAUCGGCACACACCAAAGGAUUCACAUAUGGAUUGCGUGUCUGCGGAAUACUAAUCCCUCACGAUGUGAAUAUUCGGCGAAUGGAACAUGGGAGAUUUGUAUAUUUAUAUCACAUGAAGUGCGUGUUUUGAUGGCGUUUAUGGGGGACUGGCAUGGGAUGGGAUGGGAUAGCUAGACUAGUGGUCGUGUAUGUAUAUAUAUGUAUGUAUAUGUUGUAUGUAUGUAUUCGAGCAGGAGAAAAUGUACGGUUUUAUGAUUUUGGAUUUAUAGUGUAUAUUUGCUAUAUUUGUAAAAAGAAAAAUCGUAUGGCGAGUGAGGAUGUGGAAGGUGAUGGGGCGGGUUGGUUUGGGUUGGAACACAAAGGUUGAGAUGGGGCAGGGGAUUGAAAUGAUGGAGAUAAAGGAGGUGGUGGACUUGAGUUGUGUACUUAUGAAUUCUGAGUUGUGCUGUUGAAAUGAAUGAGAAGAGGAGGAAUGAAUGAAUGAAUGAAUGAAUGAAUGAAUGAAUGAAUAAAUAGCAAUAGUGAAGCAGACUUCAAAUUGUAAAGAGGGGAUGACGAUACGACAAGCGGUGAAGGUAAUGGGCGAAUGAAGCUGUGUGGGAUA
Messenger RNA from Botrytis cinerea B05.10, 2439 nucleotides. RefSeq lists its product as hypothetical. Lineage: Eukaryota; Fungi; Ascomycota; Leotiomycetes; Helotiales; Sclerotiniaceae. The transcript has a single exon. The record is from RefSeq and is a predicted model, not a curated record. Bases 246 to 1667 code for a protein of 473 amino acids.